Molecule: messenger RNA, 5042 nt
Organism: Drosophila subpulchrella
Lineage: Eukaryota; Metazoa; Arthropoda; Insecta; Diptera; Drosophilidae
Gene: Sarm
Product: NAD(+) hydrolase sarm1
Exons: 9
Coding region: 779-4939 (1386 amino acids)
Biological process (GO): negative regulation of MyD88-independent toll-like receptor signaling pathway; response to axon injury; signal transduction
Cellular component (GO): dendrite
Molecular function (GO): NAD+ nucleosidase activity; protein binding; signaling adaptor activity
Source: RefSeq, a predicted model, not a curated record
UUUUUAUUUUAGUUAACGAAACGAACGAACCAGCGGCGCGCUAAGAAAUUCAAGAAAUACUAUAGCAAAAUCACUCAUACGAGGCGGAAACAAUUUUGCUGUAGUUCUUUUUUGCUAGCGUGUGUGCCGUCCAAAAAAAGAAGAAAUAAUACAAAACACCUUUAUAAUAAUUUUCUCCCAAACGAGUACCGAAACGAAAUCAAUGAGCAAAGAAUCGUGGGUUUUUUUUGCCCAUUAACGAACAAUUAAACGAACUCUCUUUGUUAUCAGUAUUGCACAAAUAAAUAUAAACCAACCACACAACGAACAACGAAAGUAGUAAAGAGAAUACCAACGAAAAGUGAGAAAGUCAUUGAGUGAAAAAAAGUAAAAGUCCUGCAAUUAGAAAAUUGUGGGGGCCAGAAAGUAAAAUCUAUAUGAAAAUAUAUAAGUAUAUAUUUUGUACAGCCGUGUUUGUCUGUGUCCGAUAAGCCCCUCUCAUCCCAAGCUGAUAAUUUAGCUCUAUAAACGCUCGCAUACGUUUUUUAUACAUAUAUAUGCCCGAGUUAAGUGCUUUAUCAAAACGGAGGCGUAUACGUAAUAUGAAAUUCAAUUGAAGUCAACUUAGAUUUCGAAGAAGUCGCAAACUUUGAUCAAAAACAAGCCAUCAAGGAAGGUUGUCAAUAGCAGCAGCAGCACAACGACGCGGGUGGAGAAGAAGUCCCAGCGCCUGCACCACCACAUAACCUCCUCAUCCUCCAGCUCCUCAACCACCCAGGCUCUGUCCACCUCAUCCGAGAUGAAGGCGGCGGAAAUCAAGCGAGAUCUCACAAACAUCCAGAAGUCCAUGUCGGAAAUCAACGAUCUGGCCAAGGAGCGGAUCACCGGUGGACCUGGAUCCAUUAGCACCACCUCAACCUCGGCGCUCACAGCGCCCAGCACAAUGUCCCAGAUGACGACGACCAGGCUAACGCCCAAACUCACGUCGGCCCAUCCGUCGAUCGACGAUCUCAGGGGUCUCAGCAGCCAGGACAAGAUCACCCAGCUGCAAAAGAAACUUCGCGCCUCGUUCGAGAACCUAGUGGACGACGAUGACAGCAAUGUGAUCGUGACCCACCCGGAUGACGACGACUGCCCGCACAACCACUUUGGCAGCGGCCUCAACCUCAGUCAUCCCGCCGCCGCCCAGCUGAGUGCCAGUGGGCUGAGCGGGUCGAACAAGACCAUCGACACGAUCAAGUUCCAGGAGAAGAGCAUGAAGACCGAGUCCAAGACCAAGGUGGUCACCGAUGGCUUCAGCUCCGAACAGGCCACCAGCAACUCGGCGGAGAUGAAGCGGCUGCAGGCCGGAGAUAUAGACUAUCAGGAAAGCAAGGGCGCGUCGGCGAUGAGAAAUCGGUUGGAGAUGGAUGGUGUCAAGACGGAGGAGAAUGCAGCCGUUAUCAAAGAAGCGCUCUCCCUGCGCACCGGCGACAUCACCCAGCAGGCGAGCAACAAUGUGGCCGCUUCCAGUAUUACAGUGCAGAGCGAGAACUUCUCCGCGGACAAGAAGGCGAUCUCCCAGUCGCAACAGUCGCAGACGAUGACCUCCAACGGUAUAAUUAGCCAGGAGAAGCACGUGUCCUCCGCCUCGCAGGCCAACUACUCGAUGUCCCACAAAGGCGUCUCCAGCACCGGCAGCAGCAUGAUCACCAGCUCCUCCCAGAUGUCCGCGAUGAAUGGCCAGAUGCUGAAGCUUAACGAUCUCAAGCUGGACGACCUCAAGUCCCUGACAGCGGGCAGUGGUCAGCAGGAGAUCGAGCAGACCAUCAACAAGUAUUCCAACAUGCUUACCUCGAUAGUGAGCUCCUUGCAGGAGGACGAGCGAGGUGGUAGUGCCAUAGCCACCCAUGAGGUGGGUGCCAAGAAGUCCCAGUACCUGGAGAAGAUCAACGAGGUUAUCCGGAGGGCCUGGGCGGUGCCCACACAUGGCCACGAGCUGGGCUACUCGCUGUGCAACUCCCUGCGCCAGAGUGGCGGCCUUGAUCUUCUCAUGAAGAACUGCGUCAAGCCCGAUCUUCAGUUCUCCUCCGCCCAACUGCUCGAGCAGUGUCUGACCACCGAGAACCGCAAGCAUGUGGUGGACAAUGGUCUGGAUAAGGUCGUUAAUGUGGCCUGUGUCUGCACCAAGAACUCGAAUAUGGAGCACUCCCGUGUCGGCACUGGCAUCCUGGAACAUCUGUUCAAGCACUCGGAGGGCACUUGCUCGGAUGUGAUAAGGCUAGGAGGUCUGGAUGCCGUACUCUUUGAGUGCCGCACCAGCGAUUUGGAGACCCUGCGUCACUGCGCCAGUGCCCUGGCCAAUCUGUCGCUCUACGGAGGAGCCGAGAACCAGGAGGAGAUGAUACUGCGCAAGGUGCCCAUGUGGCUGUUCCCGUUGGCCUUCCACAACGAUGAUAACAUCAAGUACUACGCCUGUCUGGCCAUUGCCGUGCUGGUGGCCAACAAGGAGAUUGAAGCGGAGGUGCUGAAGUCCGGAUGCUUGGACCUCGUGGAACCCUUUGUCACCUCCCACGAUCCCUCGGCCUUUGCGAGAUCCAAUCUGGCCCAUGCCCACGGGCAGAGCAAACAUUGGCUGAAGAGAUUGGUCCCAGUUCUGAGUUCCAAUCGCGAGGAAGCACGCAAUCUGGCUGCCUUCCAUUUCUGCAUGGAGGCGGGGAUCAAGAGGGAGCAGGGCAACACCGACAUCUUCCGGGAGAUCAAUGCCAUUGAAGCCUUGAAGACGGUGGCCAGUUGCCCCAAUGCCAUUGCCUCCAAGUUUGCCGCUCAGGCCUUGAGAUUAAUCGGAGAGACAGUGCCGCAUAAGCUAUCGCAACAGGUUCCCCUGUGGUCCGUGGAGGAUGUGCAGGAGUGGGUGAAGCAGAUCGGAUUCAAUGACUACAUCGACAAGUUCAACGAGUCCCAGGUGGACGGUGAUCUGCUCCUUAAACUCAACCAGGAUAACCUACGCGCUGACAUUGGCAUUGGUAAUGGAAUUCUGCUGAAGCGUUUCGAACGCGAGUUGCAGAAUCUCAAGCGGAUGGCCGACUACUCAUCGAAGGACACGGCCAAGAUGCACCAGUUUCUCUCGGAGAUCGGCACUGAUUACUGCACCUACACGUAUGCCAUGCUGAAUGCCGGGAUCGAUAAGUGUGCCUUGCCACAUGUUAAUGAGGAUAUGCUGAUGACGGAGUGUGGCAUCCACAAUUCGAUUCAUCGUCUGAGGAUCCUCAAUGCUGUGAAGAACCUGGAGAACUCGCUGCCCAGCUCGUCGGAGGAGAAUAUGGCCAAGACACUGGAUGUCUUUGUUAGCUACCGACGAUCCAAUGGCUCCCAGCUGGCCAGUCUGCUCAAGGUUCACCUGCAGCUGCGUGGCUUCUCCGUGUUCAUCGACGUGGAGCGUCUGGAGGCGGGAAAAUUCGAUAACGGCCUAUUGAACAGUAUUCGGCAGGCAAAGAACUUUGUCUUAGUAUUAACGCCCGAUGCCCUGCAUCGCUGUAUCAACGACGAGGACUGCAAGGAUUGGGUGCAUCGAGAAAUCGUGGCUGCCCUGAACUCCAACUGCAACAUCAUACCGAUCAUGGAUCAGCACUUCGAUUGGCCCGAGGUGGAACGACUGCCGGAGGACAUGCGCAGUGUGGCGCACUUCAACGGGGUUAGUUGGAUCCACGACUACCAGGAUGCAUGCAUCGAUAAGCUCGAAAGAUUUUUGCGCGGCGAAAAGAAUAUCGAUCGCAUUGCGGCGAUGGUGCCCGGCACCCCCGGUUCGGUCUCAUACCAAAGAAUGCACAGCAACGACUCCGACUACCAGAGCGGAGGAGCAGGCGGUGGAUCGGGAGCAGGAACUGGAGGAGGAGGUGGUGGCGCAGGCAGUGUGGUGGAUGGCCUGAUAGCGGCGGCCAAUGGCAGCGGACAAGCUAAUCACCAGGCAAAUAGGUACCGCCAAUCCCCCUCACCAGCCCGCCAAAGGGGCAGCACCUCGCAGCUGAGUGGUUACUCCCGGGCGCCCUCGAAACGCUCCCAGAUCCUGACCCCCUAUCGCACCCAGCAGGCGGCCCUGCUCCACAAAUCGGGCGCGGGUUCCGCGUCCAUGCAAAAUAUGACGCCGUUGGCGUAUCUUCCACCGCGUCGAAGCUCGGCGGCGGGAUUGGGUCAUGGAUCUGGUUCCGGCAUGGGCAGUGGCUAUCGAUCGCACAGCGUGGACGGGUUGCUCGACCAGGCGGGCUCUACGCCUGACCAAAGGAUAGCAGCGGCGGCGGCCAAGGUGACAGCUGGGAGUACAGCCCUAACGAAUGCCAGUUCCACAAGCACUCUGCAACCCGAAGAAGAGGAGGCGGAAGCUCCCUUGGGUGAUUCGGUGACCCGGCGGGACAAGCACACCCUAUCGCCACCGGGGAAUGUCCAGCAGCACAGGAAGUCCCGUAGUCUGGACCACAUCCUUAGCAAACAGACGCUUGCCGAACUGCUGCCCCCGAGUAGCGAACCGGCAGAUGGAACGCAGAGCAUGCAGAAUCUGGCCAUUCCAAUGACCCCGCAACCCCAGCGAAGGGAAACCAGCUCCUCCUCGAAAUCGCCCACACCCGAAAGACAACCACAACCCGCGAGGGAGAGUGAAAGGGUUAGGGAACGCCAGAGUCCCGAUGGUGUGAGUGCGACGGAAAGCGAGCGUGAGGAUCAGCCGGAUGGGUGUCUGCGACGUGGCAAUCAACAGAGGGCUUCGGCCUCGGUCCAUCGCGGAGCCAGUAUGACCAGCAACAAGACCUCCAACUCUUCGCUGGGCUCCAACUACAGUGCCGGGGGAAACAACAAGACGAUCUUCAAUCGAACGAUGAAGAAGGUCCGCUCGCUGAUGAAAAACAACGAACUGGAGGACGAGGAACUGUCGGGCAUCAUUCUGUCCAAGGCCACCUCCCCCAAUGCCGGGCGCAUGAUAUUUUGGUAGUGGAACCACCCACUUAACCCACACUCAACCCCACAAACUCAUCGAAUUUUUGUAAAUAAAAAAAAUACGAAACAGAACACAAUAAAAUAAACGAAUAAAAAAA